Molecule: messenger RNA, 222 nt
Organism: Racocetra persica
Lineage: Eukaryota; Fungi; Glomeromycota; Glomeromycetes; Diversisporales; Gigasporaceae
Source: the annotation of a GenBank genome assembly
UAGACCACCGCGCGAAACUUCUGACAUAUAUCCGAGUAUAAAUGAAAUGAAACCUCUGCUUAAAGAUCAAUUCAAAAUGUUUCCGGGUAUUGGAUACAGCGCUCUAAGAAUUAUGAAAUGGACCGUUGGAAAUGUGAUAUGGUGUCGGCAAAACGUUCCUAUACACAAACGAAGAAUUAUGUUAACCCGGUUAACACAAGCUAUAACUAAUUACGAUAAUAU